Molecule: messenger RNA, 2817 nt
Organism: Radiomyces spectabilis
Lineage: Eukaryota; Fungi; Mucoromycota; Mucoromycetes; Mucorales; Radiomycetaceae
Exons: 7
Coding region: 1-2817 (938 amino acids)
Cellular component (GO): nucleus
Molecular function (GO): ATP binding; DNA binding; ATP hydrolysis activity
Source: RefSeq, a predicted model, not a curated record
AUGGCAACAGACACAACACCUCACAAAAAGACAUUACACGCUUUCUUUGAACCCAUCAACAAAUGUACUUCUUCCGACCCUAAUUCAAAAGAAACACCUCGAAUCACACCAUCCGACUCUGUUCCAUUCGAGCCCACUGCCGCCGAAGUAGCCCCGGUACCACAAAUACGCUCGGUUGCCAAACCAUUGACUAUACCUUGCUUCAUGCCGUCGACAGCACCAAAAUCAUCGCCACCAGAAAAACCCGCCUCACCGCCACCCUCAGAAGCUUCACCAAGAGCCUCGCCAGCAACCCCAUCCACACCAGCACCAACGCGCUCGAAGCCAUGGCGGGCAGAACCUGUUAUCGCGGAAUCAUCCAGAGCAGCAGAACGUAGGCUGGCAAUGUAUGGAAUUCCUACAGUGAAUUCAACCGGAACCGAUUCCCAAGGUGUUGGAUUCUCAUACGAACCUGUUCGUCGAUUGCGCAAACCGGAUGCCCCAUGGCCCGAUGGAGCCAUUUUUCAAGGUGGUCAUAUUCAUCCAUCGGAUUACUCAUCUGCCAACUCCGAUGGAUCUUGGGUCCAAAAGCUAAAAUCGUGUUCUCAUCCUGGUCAUCGAUUUCCGUCUAUGGACGGUUUUAUGCGAACGGAUAGUGUUCCAUCCCAAGCCAUGCAUGAGGGUGAAUCAGUAACAAUGAACAGGCAACAAGUGGAAGCACUUAUGCACAAAGUAUAUUCUUCUGGGUGGUCGUACUCUGGAGCAUGUCGAGCAUUGGCGAGCCGCCUUUUUCGAGUAUCGCCCGAUCAAUCAGCAGGCAGCUCUUCUUCAUGGAAAGAGAAGCACAGCCCUGAUGACAUUGACUGUUUACUAGGCAACGGCCUGAAUCACACGUACCUACGCGAUUGGCUUCAACAUAUGAAGGUCUCACCCAUUGUGUCGCCUGCAGAGGAUUCGACAGAUCAGAAAAAGAAAAAGAAGAAAUCGACUUUUCAUGCCGCUCGUAAGGACGAUUUUUCCUUUGAGAGCUUAUCCCUCAACGAAUCCACAGACAUUGACGAGCAAGGUUUCUUGACGCGCGAAGCAUUUACACGAUUACUGGGACAACCUGAAAUGAAAGAGGAUGAUGACGAUGAUUUUCGACCCAGUUCCAUCCGGAAAUCGAAAAGUAAAGGGAAAACCGGUAGUGCACUCAAGAAGGAAGCGAUUCGAUCCAACAUGAUCCUGCUGGUCGGUGAUCAUGGUGUUGGCAAAACGGCCUCUGUAUAUACGGCUGCUAAAGAAGUGGGCUAUGAAGUGUUCGAAAUUCAUGCUGGUUCCAAACGUUCAGGCAAAGAUAUCAUCGGCGCUGUAGGUGAAAUGACCAAGAACCACCUUGUAACGUUUGAUGCAGCACAGCAAAAGAAUACGCCAACAGCAACGAGCAAUACGCUGGCUUCAGGCGAUACCAACGACAAGAAACGGUCAAGAUCCACGGAUGGAUCACCAUCCAACAAGCGACGACCAAAGCCUCAGGCACCGGCGGGACAAAACAGUAUUAUGAAGCAUUUUGCGAGAAUCCCCAAAUCCUCUGAAAGCCCCCCAAAGGACGCGACGCAGACAUCCUCAGAAGAACAAAACAAAGACCACAAGAUGGACGUCGAUCCACCGGCGUCUGUUGCCCCCACUGUCCCUCCAUCCCAACCGACUGGAGAUCACUCGAAAAUGAAAAAGUCCUCGGAACCGAGGCAAAGCCUGAUUCUGUUGGAGGAAGUGGAUUUAUUAUUCGAAGACGACAAGGGAUUCUGGCCAGCCAUUGUCGAAUUAUCUCAAAAGAGCAAACGUCCUAUUAUCAUGACCUGCAACGAUGCCAGUACGAUACCGCUGGAAUCCUUGUAUCUUCAAGCCGUGCUUCAUCUGUACCCGCCGUUGCCCGUCGAACUGCUGCCUUUCCUACAAUUGAUCUGUCUAACUGAAGGAUAUUUGAUAGAUCCCACUGAUUUAACGUGUUUCGUCACUGUAAUAGGCGGCGACAUCCGUCAACUCUUGGACACGUUGGAAUUCUGGUGCAGGGACAAACCACGAAAUCUCGAUAUCACUCAAGAUGGUCGACGGACCUUUGUCAAGUACCCAUUCUUAUUUGGGCACUAUAUGGGAAUCAGUGACUUAUCACUGAGUUGUCCGAAUGAUAUUGCACGCUUGAUGGAAAGAUGUGGUCACGCACAUUGUGCGCAUCAUGUGGAUCUGUUACGAAUCUGUGUCCAUUACCUUGGCAAGACCGCGAAAGCCAUGGAGAUAUCUGUGACUGACGAACACGACGAUACACUGUCGGUUGUCGCGAAUGCUAUGGAGCGGUUGUCUUUUACGGAUGCGUGGUUUGGUACAUCCAAGGACCGUGUCAGCCAGCAAUAUCAAGAGGAUCCGCGAGAUCAAGUGAACGGCUUCACUCGUUUAUGGCAAUCCUCCAGUACAUUUGAGUCAUGGACAUUGGAAGAGGACAUGGAGGCGACCCUGUUAAGCUGGAACAGUCAACAAAUGAAGGAUGAGACAUGGCAGGAUUUGCUGUUGGAAGAACCCAGUCAUUGGCAAACCGUGUGUAACAUCAGUGAUUUGGCGUUUGAAGAAUACAUGACCGCCAUCGAACCGUUAUUACCCCUACGAACUGCCACGCUUCCUAUCCGUGAAUCUGUCAUGAGUCUCGAUAUACCCCAUAUUUGCCAUAUGCUACAAUCAAAUGACAUGAGACGCACGUUUGGUGUUCCCAAAUCGACCUUUAUGCUGACCGAUACCAUGACUGUAAAUAAUAAAAACAAGAGAAUGAAGGACUACGGUAUGCCGAUAAGCAGCAGUGUCAGCUGA